AUGUGUAAAGCAUACUUUUAUUAUAUUGCAGAUCCUGGUCUUGAUAUGAAGAAACCUGAUACUUUUUGCAAUCAGCUUUUCGAAAUUUUCCAUAAAAUUCCACAAAUUGUGAAACAGUUAGCAGACAGUACAGAUCCACAAACACGAAACACCAACUGGAAAUCUAUAAAAUGCAUAAUUCGCCAGCAAAAUCCCAAUUUUGCAAGAUCUGGUAUUUUGGAUAGACCCGAAAGCAAGAACUGCUUUCAAAAAUUCAUACGAAGGAGGAAACGACACUCAACAUAUAUCAACUUCAGAAAUCGAAAGAAAAAAUUUAACAAUAAUCUGGCCAAAAGAAAUGCUCCUGAUGAUUCUCGAUUCAAGAAUAUAAUCGAUUUUAUUAUUAAGAAUAAAUCAUUCCGUAGUAAUUAUACAUAUGUACCAGUACUUUUUGCAACCGUGAAGAGUGUUGAUUUGAAUCAAUUGGAAACGUCAGAAAUAUCAUCAGUAACUGAUGGGUCGUCAACAGAAAACUUAUCCCUUCAAACAUCAUCAUCUUCAGCAAGUAAAUCAACGAAUAUGUCAUCAACGAACUCUCUAUUGAUGUCAUCAACCAACACGAUAUCUGGAAUAACUACAGUUAAAACUGACAAUACCGAGUCAAUGAAACCAACAAUAUCUGAAGGAAGCACUUCCACUAUUAUUCAUUCCGAUAGUUCUGCUGGGGGAAGUGCAACUGCUACUUCCACAUUACUACCUGCAAUGAAAGAAGCAAAAAACCUGACAGAAGAACUAAGUUUUCGAAUUCCAAGGUUACGAGAAAGUUUUCAAGAUAUCAUGGAUCUGAUGAAGGAUGAACCUAUUGCAAAAAGGAUGAAGAAAGAAAUUUCUGACUCAGCAAGCACCACUAAUGUAGCUGAAGGCAAUUCUAUAGGGUCUACUAGAAAAAAUGAUACAACCCCAUCAAGUCCACCUAGUAACUCAACCGUUCCAAUAACCACAACUGUUAUUUCUACAGUGAACCCAGAAAGUAUCAAUCCUUCAAUCUCAUCUACUGAACAUGUGCCAUUCCCGAGUGAAAGUCAUUUCAACUUCACUAUCAGUGACAAAAGCUCUACUAAGGUAAUUGAUAAAUUAGAAUUGAAACUACCCUUCUCUGGAACGGAUAUGAAAACCAUGAUAGCAAAUGGUUCAGUGUGUGCUACCAAACUAUCGAAUGUAACUUCUUCAUUUCCAAUCGAUGGGAAUGUUAUACCAGGGGUACUGAUAUAUCCGAUCAAUUCCGAAACUCUCAAUAAUAAGAGCAAAAGAGGAAUCCAAGAGGAAGAAGAAUAUUCUGCAGAAAACAAAUUGGGAGGAGAAUAUUCAGCAGAAAAUAAUCUAGGUAUCAAUUAUUACUUCACAAUAGACGAACCGAAUUUGAAUGCGAAUAAAAAAUACAUUGAUUUCAAUCCUCUACCAAAACUGAAGAAGGAUGUAUUGAAUGAUUGCCAGAAUGAAACAGAAGAAAUGUUGAAUGUACUCAAGAGCUUGAACAUGAAAGUACCAGAUGAAAUUGAGAAUAGCAAAGACAAAUUUGGUCCUGAUUUGACAAAUUCUACAUCCAAUAUUGUACCAAAUACAACAGAAACUGCUAGUAUCACUGAACUUUCUACAGAAACUACAAAUGUUAUGGAUUUCAACUCAUUGUCUGGUAUAAACAUCAGCAGUUUAAUGGAAACAAAUCCAAUUCCAAAUGUCAUCAAACCUGUUGCUAAUAUUAAUAAAAUGAAAUUGUUCAAUUCAUCCAACGUUGAAACAACAAUAGACAUCGAUGCAUGGUGUGCCACAUCAAUUGGAGUAGCGAACGAAAUCAUACCUUCCAUAACCAUUCCAUCCAGAUCUGCAAAAACAACAACUCCUUCAAGCACUGAUACGUUUUCUACAAUAAUUUCUUCCGAAACUCCUGAAAUAUCGACAAAAUCUGAAACAUCGAUAAUACCCGAAACAUCGCCACUACCCGAAACAUCGAAAACAUCGACUACUUUUUCCAUUUCGACUCCUAUCCUAAAUGGAGAACUGGUGAAAGAAGUUCAUAAGCCUUCACUGCAACAGAAAAACACAGCUGAUAAGUUGAGACAACUCGAAACAGAUUUGAAACUCGUCAAUGAGGUACAGAAUAUUCUGAACGGAAUGAAUGGAGCAAAGCAUGAGAUGAAGAAAAGGGAAUUAUCUUCUGAUCAAACGGAUUGCACCACAGAAAACAAUCCAAUUUUUGAGCUCAAUUUCAAGGUCGUUUCAGAUAACCCAGAAUCAAACAAAGACAAAGAAAUAAAUGAACUUGGUAAAAUCCUCCAAUUGAAAGCUAAAACUGAGAAAUGUCGAAGACGAAGACUUUCGAAAUUCCAAAGAAAAAGGAUGAAAAAGAAAAAGCAAAAGAAUAAGAGAAAACAAAAACCCCAUCGUAUACACCGUUUUUUAGGCCAGCGUAUUCAAAAUUGCAUGUGAAUAAAAUACACUCAGAAAAUCAAAACUAUGCUAGAGAUGGUUCAAAAAGUAAACGUUUCCUCAGCCCUCCGAAUAGUUUCUACAACAAUGGAAAAAUAAAUGAAGCCAUCUCGGGGCAAGAUGAAAAACCCAGGGAAUAUGAAAUAUCGGAAUCAACUACCGACAAACUGAAUUCCGAUCAAAUCAUAAAGCAUCUGCCACAAAACUCAUCUACUUCUGGAACAAAAAAGAAAAAGGUAACAAGGAAACAUAAUGAUAAAACAACCCUCAAUAUAAAGCAUUCAAAUGAAAAAAGUCCAUUUAGAAAGAUGAUGGCAUCUACUGAAGCAUAUAAUAAACCCUCCAGAAAAGUUUGGAGGAAGUAUAACUUGGAUAUCAAACAUCACAAGAAUACCAACGAGAAAGAAUACUAUACUACAGAGCAGAAAGUAAUGAGCACUACAAAUACUUCAAUAGUAAAGAAGGCCACGAUUUCCAAAGAAACUACCCCCGAAGAAGAAUAUGAAGAAACCCUGAUGAGUAAUAUCGCACUAUCAGACUAUGAGGUUACUGGCGGAAAUGAAGUCACUAAUAACGCAGAAGUUUCAAACAAAGCUGAUGAAAUCAUGAAUGAAAAACUGCAAAGUAUUGCUGAUGAUCUGCUCAAUCCAGAAAAUUUCGAGGCGACAUUAGGUACUACACCAAUGGAAAAACUUCAUUACGUUAAUCUCUAUCCAGAGACAGUGAAUGAUGAAUACACUGAAAACAUUGAGGUUUCGGAAGAUAGUGAAUUCACCGUAAUGAAUCCGGAACAAAAAAAGAGAAUGUUCUCAGUUGCAGACGAACUUCUCAGAGAUUUCAACAGUUCAACCAAGUCCAAAGUAAACUUUCCGUCCACGGAAUAUGAGGAAUCGUCUGCUAGCACUAAGAAACUAAAACCCUUGCAACCUAGUGAAAUCCAUACCAAAACAUCCACCAUAGAUACUAGAGAAUUGCCUAAGAAGGCAACUGCAACGACAAAACAUAAAAAGAAAAAUAAGUAUAGUAAAGAGUGGAGAAAGUAUAACUGGGACGUAGAACACACUAAACAUCCCACAACUCGUGAAGAAGAUUUAACGGCAGUUUCAACUAGGAAUCAUUCCACUACAACGUCAAAUACAACUAUUUUAUCUUUUUGGGAUUCUGCAGAUGAGGAUACUAGCAGAGAACCGGAUGAUUAUAAUUUUGUCUCAGAGGUAUCUUCAGAAACAGUUGACGAUUUGAAUAACGAAUCAACAAAUUUCACUUCUUUGGAAUAUGAUGGUAGCAUGACAUUACCAACUGUGAACGAAACUGACAAUAAGGAAAAGAGAAUAUUGUACAGUGUAGCAGACUUCUUGCUGAAUACCAAGAAUUUUGAAGCAACGUUAGGUACUACACCCGAGAAAGACAUUUUCUCCGAAGAUAGAGAAACGAUGAUAGAUGAAACACCUGAAUCUAAUACGGAAUUGGAGUUAGGAAGUUUUAUUUUCUCCUUGAACUCAAAUGGAAGUGAAAAUCUUGAGACUACUUUUGAAAAUAUGGAAUAUUCAUUUACUCCAGACUUGAAUGAAGAUAAUUUGGUAAUGGCAGAAUCUUCAGUAGAGCCAGAAUUCUUAACU
Phaedon cochleariae (mustard beetle) is the source of this 4085-nucleotide messenger RNA. The record is from the annotation of a GenBank genome assembly. NCBI's taxonomy places the organism in Eukaryota, Metazoa, Arthropoda, Insecta, Coleoptera, Chrysomelidae.